GCCCCGGCGGGUGCCCCCCGCCGCUCCCAGAACCUCCUGGCCGUGGGCGUCCCGAACGUGGACGAGGAAGGCGGGCCCGGACACCGGCGCCAUGGACGAGUCGUCCCUGCUGGACCUGCUGGAGUGCUCCGUGUGCCUGGAGCGGCUGGACACCACGGCCAAGGUGCUGCCGUGCCAGCACACCUUCUGUCGCCGCUGCCUGGAGAGCAUCGUGUGCUCGCGCCACGAGCUGCGCUGCCCCGAGUGUCGUAUCCUGGUGGGCUGCGGCGUGGACGAGCUGCCCGCCAACAUCCUGCUGGUGCGCCUGCUGGACGGCAUUCGCCAGCGGCCCCGCCGCGCCGCCAGCCCCGCCGGCCCCGGCCCGGCCGCGGCCUCCAGCGCUCCCGGCUCCCCGCUGCUUCCUGGCCUGCGCCCGCUGACCUCCGGCAGGACCGCGCAGCUCGCCAAAAAUCCCUCCCAGCUUCCCUAUGGAAAAGCCCUCUACAGCUAUGAGGGAAAGGAACCUGGUGACCUCAAGUUCAACAAGGGCGAUGUCAUAGUCCUAAGGCGCAGGGUCGAUGAGCACUGGUUCCAUGGAGAGCUGCAUGGGGUACAUGGCUUCCUGCCUGCCAGCUAUGUGCAGUGCCUACGACCUUUGCCACAGGCCCCACCCCAGGGCAAAGCACUUUAUGACUUUGAGAUGAAGGACAGAGACCAGGAUAAGGACUGCCUGACCUUCACCAAGGAUGAAAUUCUAACUGUGAUCAGAAGAGUGGAUGACAACUGGGCAGAAGGGAUGCUGGGGGACAAGAUUGGGAUCUUCCCCCUCCUGUACGUGGAGCUCAAUGACUCUGCCAAGCAGCUUAUUGAGAUGGACAAGCCGUGCCCAGCCUCCGCGCCUGGCUGCCACGCCUCCCUGCUCUCCGACCCUGCUUCUAUGGCUGGGGUGAACCCAGGCCCCACUGUGGGCAGCACAGGGGCGGUCAGUGCCUUUCAGCGACGAGUGGAUGGCAAGAAGAAUGCCAAGAAACGCCACUCCUUCACUGCACUCAGCGCAACCCACAGAUCUGCCCAGGCCACCAGCCACAGGCAUUCCAUGGAGAUCAGUGCUCCAGUUCUGAUCAGCUCCAGUGACCCACGGGCUGCGGCCAGAAUUGGGGACCUGGUUCAUCUUUCAUGUAGUGCUCCCACCCAGGACUCCUCGUCAGCUGGACCUGCCCCAGGAGCUGAGCAGCAGGGCACAGCACCCAAAAUCCAACUGCCCCUUAACGUGUACCUGGCACUCUAUGCUUACAAGCCCCAGAAGAAUGAUGAGUUAGAACUACGCAAGGGUGAGAUGUAUCGUGUCCUUGAGAAGUGUCAGGAUGGCUGGUUUAAGGGCACAUCUCUGAGUACUGGGCUCUCAGGAGUGUUCCCUGGCAACUAUGUGACACCCGUCUCCAGGGUUCCCAUAGGAGGGGGCCCACCUCCCCGGAAUAAUUCAGUUGGAGGGUCUCCACUGGCCAAGGGGAUGGCUACAACCAUCCAUCCAGGUGGUGGGAGUCUGAGCAGCCCAGCUUCUGCCUCCAGGUCUAGUCUGGCCCUCAGCGCACCCACAGCCCAGGCUCAGCAGCACCCUGCCUCACUCCCGCUAGGGACUUGUCUGCGGCACUCAGCCCAGUUGGCAGCCAGCCAAGCCCGAAGCACCAUUUCUCCAGUUGUCACCACCGUGGCCCAUGGACCUACAUUUAAAAACUACUGUCAGUUAAAGGGCAAUAACGUUUUCAUGGAACAGCAGGAAAUUUCUGGAGUCAGUCACCAGAUCAUUGACUGGUUUAAAACUAACCUUUUAACCCUGCUGUCUCUCCAAACUUGUGCUCCAGCCAAUGCUUCAGCUCAGGCUCAGGACCGACCAACAGCCACAGUGUCACCCCUGCGUACCCAGAAUUCUCCAUGCCGCCUGGCCACUGCCAGUCUCAGGCCUCACUCUGCGGUGUCCCCACAGCACAACCACCAUCCCCCCUUGCAGACACUGGCUGGAGCCCAGGGUCCUCGGCUCAUCAUCCCACUUACAUCAGCAGCAUCAGCCAUCACCCCUCCCAAUGUCAACGCUGCCACCCUCCACGGGGAGACUGGAGGAGUUCCUGUCAGUGGCCCGUCAACAUCCAGUCCCACCAAUACAGGAUGCAAAGCAGAUGAGAAAAAAAACGAAAAGAAAGAGAAGAAGAGUGGACUAUUGAAACUUCUGGCUGGGGCAUCCACCAAGAAGAAGUCACGCUCCCCUCCCUCCAUCUCUCCAACCCAGGACCCCCAGCUGGCCGUGGAUGUCUCUCUCCAAGGCGCAGUGGGGCCGGAUGUGUCUUCACUGUUCAUGCAUGGCAGGGCAGGGUCCUGCCCCAUUGAGAGUGAGAUGCAGGGGGCCAUGGGGCUGGAGCCCCUGCACAGAAAGGCCGGCUCCUUGGAUCUGAACUUCUCUUCAUCUCCUACCAGGCAAGCGCCUCUGUCCAUGGUUGCUCUCCGCCCCAAACCCAAACCACUUUCCAGGGAAAGGUACCGCGUGGUGGUCUCCUACCCACCCCAGAGCGAGGCAGAAAUUGAGCUGAAGGAAGGGGAUAUAGUCUUUGUGCACAAGAAGAGAGAGGACGGCUGGUACAAGGGGACCCUGCAGCGGACUGGCCGCACAGGCCUCUUCCCGGGAAGCUUCGUGGAGAGCUUCUGA
Messenger RNA from Sorex fumeus (smoky shrew), 2677 nucleotides. RefSeq names its product SH3 domain containing ring finger 3 (gene SH3RF3). The coding region runs from base 92 to 2677 and encodes 861 amino acids. The transcript has 11 exons. NCBI's taxonomy places the organism in Eukaryota, Metazoa, Chordata, Mammalia, Eulipotyphla, Soricidae. Gene Ontology annotation, molecular function: protein binding; metal ion binding. The record is from RefSeq and is a predicted model, not a curated record.